AUGGCACCCAUCAAGCGACCUUCGGCUACACUGCCUGAUGAUUCCAGCGACGAUGAGUCUGUAGCUUCGAGAACAGGCCAAGCCUCUUCGAAGAAACGUAGACGAACCGACGACGGGAGACCGCAUGUGCGUGAAGACGUUUACAGCAGCGAAGAAGAGCGAGACCGGUCGCGUUAUUACGAUGGCACGCCGGACUCGGACGAAGAGGCUGGCUACGAGCAAAAUGCCACGCAGGCGGUACGAGAUAAAUACCGCGAGGAUGCGCAGAAUGCACCGAUGGACUGUGGGAUCCUGGAGAGUGUGCACGUUAUCAAUUUCAUGUGCCACGAGAACUACAUGUUCGACCUCGGUCCUCUGAUCAACUUCAUAUGCGGCAAGAAUGGAAGUGGGAAGAGUGCAAUCCUCACCGCCAUUACUUUAUGUCUCGGCGGCAAAGCUUCAUCUACCAAUCGUGGCCAAAGCCUCAAGAGCUUUAUCAAGGAAGGCAAAGAGAAUGCUAGCAUUACGGUCAGAAUUAGAAACGAGGGUGAUGGAGCUUAUUUGCCUGAAGUAUACGGUAAUACGAUUAUGGUCGAGCGAUACUUCAGUCGAUCGGGAACAAGUGGGUUCAAAUUGAAAUCGCAGCAAAAUAAGGUAGUCUCAGUUAGAAAGGCUGAGCUGGACGAGAUUUGCGACCAUUUUGCUUUGCAAAUCGACAAUCCUAUGAAUGUCCUCUCACAGGAUUCUGCGCGGCAAUUCAUUGGAAGCUCAAGUCCAGCGGACAAGUACAGAUUCUUCGUCAAAGGAGUCCAGUUGGAGCAACUCGAUCAGGACUACAGAAUCGUUGAAGAGAAUCUGGACAACAGCGAGAGCAAGUUGGGUCAGAAGCAAGACGAUGUCAAAAUCCUCAAAACAAAGAUGGAGAAAGCCAAGCAACGACUCGCAAUGUCUGACAGACACGAAGGUAUCCGGGACAGACAACGCAACUUCCGUCGACAGCUUGCUUGGUCGCAGGUAGAAGAGCUGGAACGAAUGGCAGAGAAUUAUGAGGUCGCCAUUCAGGACGCAAACAGGAAGAUCGCUGGCGCGGAAGAGGUAGCCGCUAAGCUCGACCAGGAUUACCAAGCCGCGGAUCAAGAAUCCACCGAGGCGACUGAAGCUUAUCAUCGUGCAGAAGAAGAAGUACGCAAAAUUGAGGAUGAAAAGAAAGAAGCCAAAGCUGCGCAGGAUGAGAUCAUGAAAGGGGUCAGAGAUGCUCAGGCUGAUCAGAGACAGCUACGAGAGUCUCUCAAAAACAACGAGGCCGUCAUCAAGGCGAGACGGAGGGAGAUCGAGGAAGAGAAAGAGAGGUUGGCCGAGCUCGAUGGUGGUGGGGCUGCUGUUCGGCUUGCCCAGCUUGAGGAGGCUCAAGCAAAUGCCGCCGCAGCGCACCGAGCUUAUGAAGAGCAUCAAGCCCUUCGAGAUGGCCUAGAAGCAAGGAUUCCUGAGGCACAGCAAGAAUGUAGAGAACGAGACCAACCACUUCGAGCCAAAAGGGACGAUAUAGAAAGACGCCAGAGGGACAUCGAAAAUCUGUCGCGAGAUCGCAAUCAACAGGACGGCGCGUUUCAUGUAAAAAUGCCAGCCUUGAUACGAGCAAUUCAGAACGAACGGUCAUUUGCUCAACCGCCGGUUGGCCCCGUAGGUAAAUACGUUCGACUUCUCAAACCUGAAUGGUCGUCCAUUAUCGAGAAAUCCUUUGGACAAACACUGAGCAGCUUCAUCGUCACCAGCAAGAAUGACAUGAAUAUUCUGAAUCGAGUUAUGAAUCAAGUCAAGUGCACCUGUCCUAUCAUCAUUGGCAACAACUACGCCCUCGACACCACACCCAAUGAGCCUGACCAGCAGUUCAUGACUGUCCUCCGUAUUCUUGGAAUCGACCACGAUCUCGUCCGAAAACAGCUCGUCAUACAGCAUGGUAUCGAGCAAACCAUCUUGAUUGCUGACAUGGAAGAAGCAUCGGAAGUACUGUACGGGAGGGACCGCCCCCGUAACGUCAAAAGAUGCUACACUUUCGAUCCCAACACAAAGCGGAGAGGUCUACACUUGACGUACACGCGGAGUGGUGAGGCUAGUCAAGAUCCUAUUGCUGAGUGGAAUGGUGCGCCCCGCAUGCGAACUGACAUCGAAGCUCAAGUUCGGCUUCGUGAAGAGGCGCUUCAACAAUCCAGACAGCAGCUGAACCAACUCGAGAACGCGCUACGGUCUGCGCGAGAUGUGCUGGAAAAAGCCAAGCAGGCGGUGACAAGACAUAAGAGGAGAGAGGCAGAACUGAAAGUGAGCUAUCAGCAAGCGGAUGACGAAGUGGAGAGGCUCCAGGACGCCAUCAAUCAAGACAGUGUCGAAGGUGGAAAGCUGGAUGUGCUCAAACAAGCCCUGACCGAGGCUGAGGAAGCAAAGGCGCUGGAUGAGGGAUCAUUUCAGGAUGCUGUGGUCGCUCUCGACGAGAAGAAAAGGCAGUUGAGCGCAGCGAAAGCUGAGUUGACGCGAUUAGACCAGGAAAUUGCAGUCUUACAAACCGAGAGCAAGAAAAAGGAAGCAGAAGCCCAGAGACUAUCAAAAAGACGGGCGACACUACUUGGUGAUAAGAAUGCGGCUAUUGUCCGCAUUGACGAUGGAAAACAGGAUCGAGCAAGCAUACAGCGAGAAUCCGAGCAGCAUCAGAUCAAGCUAGCCGACUUCAUUGAGAACGCUACCAAAGUCUCCCCACGCAUCAACGUUGACGAGGGUGAGACGUAUCAGAGUCUCAAGUUGAAGUAUGAGAAGUUGCAGAGAGACUUGCAGAGAUAUGACAAUCAGUUGAGAUCAACGCGGGAGCAGAUAGCCUUGGAGGCUGCUCAGACCGAAGAAGCCUACAGAAAUGGUCUUCAGCAGAUGGAGGACCUUGAGAGGCUGGGUCAAGCACUGAAGAAUGCACUCAUCACACGCCGAGAUCGCUGGGCCAAAUUCCGGAGCUUCAUCUCUGCUCGCGCAAAGGCGCAAUUCACCUAUUUGCUCAGCGAAAGAAGCUUUCGUGGCAAGCUCUACGCCGACCACAAGCACAAAUUGCUUGAUAUUCAGGUCGAACCCGAUAUCACUAAGAGAGACGGAUCUGGUCGUGGUGCGAAGACACUAUCCGGUGGCGAAAAGUCCUUUUCGCAGAUAUGCCUGUUGUUAUCGAUAUGGGAAGCAAUGGGGUCGCCCAUUAGAUGCCUGGACGAAUUUGAUGUCUACAUGGACUCGGUCAAUCGGAAGAUGAGUAUUGACUUGCUAAUUUCUGCUGCGCGGCAGAGCAAGGGUCGACAGUUUAUUCUCAUCACUCCUGGGUCAAAAUCUGAAAUCAAGCUGGAUUCCGAUAUUCACGCCAAAGAACUUGCCCCUCCGGAGAGAGGCCAAGCAACAAUCUCCUUUGAUAGGGUUUGA
Endocarpon pusillum Z07020 is the source of this 3420-nucleotide messenger RNA. RefSeq lists its product as uncharacterized. The coding region runs from base 1 to 3420 and encodes 1139 amino acids. NCBI's taxonomy places the organism in Eukaryota, Fungi, Ascomycota, Eurotiomycetes, Verrucariales, Verrucariaceae. Gene Ontology annotation, biological process: double-strand break repair via homologous recombination. Gene Ontology annotation, molecular function: damaged DNA binding; single-stranded DNA binding. The record is from RefSeq and is a predicted model, not a curated record. The transcript is spliced from 3 exons. Gene Ontology annotation, cellular component: Smc5-Smc6 complex; site of double-strand break; nucleus.